Molecule: messenger RNA, 1542 nt
Organism: Girardinichthys multiradiatus
Lineage: Eukaryota; Metazoa; Chordata; Actinopteri; Cyprinodontiformes; Goodeidae
Gene: prkrip1
Product: PRKR interacting protein 1
Exons: 1
Coding region: 160-738 (192 amino acids)
Biological process (GO): negative regulation of protein kinase activity
Cellular component (GO): nucleolus
Molecular function (GO): protein kinase inhibitor activity; double-stranded RNA binding; protein kinase binding
Source: RefSeq, a predicted model, not a curated record
UAUAAAAUUUUUUUACAAAUUUGCAAUUGUGUGAUUCAUAAUUAAUUUAGUAAAAAACUAAAUUCAAUAUAUAUUUUUUUUAAAGUCAAUGGUCGGAGCAUUUAACAACUUCCGGGUUGAACUGCGCAGAAAGGAAGAAUACACAGGCAAUUUAGGAAGAUGGCGGCGCACACACAGAAAAAUAACAAAGCAGGUAAAUCUGGGGGAAAAGAGGCUCAGCCGCUGAUACUCCCCAAGACCCCAGCAGAGGAGCAACGUUUAAAGCUAGAGCGGCUCAUGCGAAACCCCGACAAGGCCGCUCCCAUCCCGGAGGGCCCGAAAGAGUGGGCCCCGCGAGCUCCGCCGGAGUUCGUCCGGGACGUGAUGGGCUCGAGCGCGGGCGCAGGCAGCGGGGAGUUUCACGUCUACCGCCACCUGCGCCGCAGAGAGUACCAGAGGCAGGACUUUCUAGACAAAAUUUCAGAGAAGCAGGAGAAGGACGUGGACUAUCUGCAGAAACUGGAGCAGAACAAACAGGCGGCCGAGGAGCGAACGGCGAAGCGUAGGAAGAAGCGGGAAAAGCUAAAGCAGAAGAAACUGCUGGCAAAGAAGGCUAAGAUGGAGGAUAAAGACAAAGAUGAUGGAGACAUGGACUCUAACAGCAGCGGAGAAGAAGAGAGAAAGGAGGAGGAGGAUGGAGAAGAAGAGGAAAAAGAGGAUGACGCUGAGACACCAAGCUUUAUUAUGGGGAGGAAAUGAUAUGAUAAAAGUACAGUAGCAGGGUUUGGUCCGGUCUUCAUGUUUCUACGUGGGAAAAGUUUUGUGACGUUUGUAUAAUAACCCAGCGAGAGACCCCCAGCUUCAUAUGCUUUAGGUGGCAACAAAAACUAUCCAAAUAACGUGAUUCAUUUAAUCAGGAGUAGGAGAAACGUGCUGCAAGGAUCCGUUUUACUAUUCAAAGACUUAAAACAGCUGUAGUGUGAUGGACAUAACUCGAGUUCAUUUUAAUUCAGUUUGGACAUGGGGUUGUUUUGGCCUAAUAGCCGUAUUUUUUCAUAUCAAAUGCUGACAAAUGUUAUAGAUGACUAAUGGUCAAUAUAUUUUAGCAGCGGCAAGAAUAAACCUCUCUUAAAACCGUUUAGGUUGUGUUUUGUACGUUUUUGUUUCAAAUGUGUGAUAUACUGUGAAACUAAUUUACAUCAAGGUAUCCUAUGCGUCUUUGCAGACUUGUCGAUCAGCCCUUGGUGACCUCCAUCACCUGUGGGCACAACAAGGCUGCAGAAAGCAACUAAAGAAUGAAAAGGCGUGGUUCCCGCAGGCUUGGGAGUUCCACGUGCGAUGUUCCUUGGACAGACUCCUGCCUCCCACGGUGGUGGAGGCCUGUCUCAGUGGCCCUCACCUUUCUUGAGGCAAGUAGAGAAAAACCAGGCAGCCUGAUAUUGUUUGGACCAGGGGAAGCUUUUCCUGCCAGACACUGUCCGCUGUCACAGUAAUAGCUUAAUACCUUAUUGUUGUGUUAACCUUUUCUUGUCGAGUCUGUCAAUAAAACAAAACGAUAUUCAA